Messenger RNA from Hippoglossus stenolepis (Pacific halibut), 2573 nucleotides. RefSeq names its product solute carrier family 24 member 5 (gene slc24a5). Gene Ontology annotation, biological process: intracellular calcium ion homeostasis; melanocyte differentiation; calcium ion transmembrane transport. Gene Ontology annotation, cellular component: membrane. Gene Ontology annotation, molecular function: calcium channel activity; calcium, potassium:sodium antiporter activity. The record is from RefSeq and is a predicted model, not a curated record. NCBI's taxonomy places the organism in Eukaryota, Metazoa, Chordata, Actinopteri, Pleuronectiformes, Pleuronectidae. The transcript has 9 exons. Bases 600 to 2144 code for a protein of 514 amino acids.
AGAGAGAGAGAGAGAGAGAGAGAGAGAGAGAGUGAUACUAACUUUUAACGAACUAAACUCAUGAACACCACUGUACACAUGUGAGUUAUUGAUUUGAUGAAGAAUAAUACAUAAUGUUAGAUGUGAAACUUCCGGAGCUUCAGGCUACUUCUGAAUAUUUAGUGGCAGGUGUAUUUGUGUUUAAAAUCCCUGACCACAGAGGACAAAUAAUACAAACUCAUUUUCCACAGCUGUUGCGAUGUGGGUCUGUGUGUGUGUGUGUGUGUGUGUGUGUGUGUGUGUGUGUGUGUGUGUGUGUGUGUGUGUGUGUGUGUGUGUGUGUGUGUGCGUGUGUGUGCGUGACCUCAGGCUGCAGUGUGUGUGUGCAGGUCGACUGGAAUGACUCACAACUCGUGAUCCCCCUCUCUUGGUAGCGCUCAGACCUUAAAAGACGCUUUCUACCCCAAUAAUCCCUCCUGUGUGCAGCUUGUAGUCGUAGAGUAGAGUUAGAUGCUUCCAGCUUCCAGCCCACAUCCACAGCAGAACACACACACACACACACACACACACACACAUGAGUCCUGGGAGUAAUCACUGAUUUCCACUCUUGAUUACCCAGGAUGAAUAAGGUGGCACCUCUGCAGAAAAAGAGGAGACAGGAUUUUAUACCUUACUUUCUGGGAUUGGUGAUAUUUUUGUAUUGCACGGUUCAUCUUGUGUCCUUCACAGCAAACACAGCUCAGGAAACUCGCUCCUCCAGGGUGCGCCGGGCUCUCGAGAAUGAGACAGAGUGCAUCUCACCACAGUCCUCAGAGUUUCCUCAAGGCUUCUUCACGGUGCAGGAGAGGAAGGACGGCGGCCUCGUCAUUUACUUUCUUCUCAUCUUCUACAUGCUGCUGGCUGUGGCGAUUGUCUGCGACGAUUACUUCCUGCCAUCUUUAGAAGUGAUCAGUGACCGUUUGGGGCUGUCUCAGGAUGUCGCAGGAGCCACUUUCAUGGCAGCUGGGAGCUCGGCACCAGAGCUGGUCACGGCCUUUCUGGGUGUGUUUGUGACAAAGGGAGACAUCGGGGUCAGCACCAUCGUGGGGUCAGCGGUCUACAACCUGCUGGGGAUCUGCGGCUUAUGUGGAAUCUUGGCCUCCAUGGCCGGGCGUCUCAGCUGCUGGCCACUGUUCAGGGACUGCCUGGCCUAUGCCAUCAGUGUGUCUGCUGUUAUUGCUAUCAUCUCUGAUAACAAGGUCUACUGGUACGACGCAGCCUGCCUGCUGCUGGUCUACGGCGUCUACAUCGUGGUGCUGUGCUUCGACCUCCGCAUCAGCGAGUUCGUCCUGAGGAAGCUGAGCCCCUGCUGCACCUGCCUGGGUAAAGGGUCUGGGGAGAAGACGGAGACGCAGCCUCUGAUGGGCUGGAGCGACGACACCAGCCUGCGCGUGCACAGUCGCUCCAGGACGGACAGCGGCAUCUUCCAGGACGACUCGGGAUACUCUAACCUGUCCCUCAGCCUGCACGGCCUCAACGAGAUCCCUGAAGUGGAGCAUAAAAGUGUGUUCGCCGUGCCGGAGAGCGACUUGAAACGCAUCUUCUGGGUUCUGGCCCUGCCCAUCAUCGCUCUGCUCUUCCUCACCGUGCCCGACUGCAGGAGGAGGUUCUGGAAGCGAUGGUAUAUUGUGACCUUCAUCAUGUCGGCGGUGUGGAUCUCAGGGUUCACGUACCUGCUGGUGUGGAUGGUCACUGUGGUCGGCGACACCCUCGGCAUCCCUGACACAGUUAUGGGACUCACUCUGCUCGCUGCUGGAACCAGUAUCCCCGACACUGUGGCCAGUGUGAUGGUGGCCAGAGAAGGUAAAGCUGACAUGGCCAUGUCCAACAUAGUGGGCUCUAAUGUUUUCGACAUGCUCUGUCUGGGCCUGCCCUGGUUCAUCAAAACGGUCUUUGUGGACACGGAGAACCCUGUAGAAGUCAACAGCUCCGGACUCGUCUUUAUUUCCGGCACACUCCUCCUUUCAAUUGUAUUCCUUUUUGUAGCCGUCCAUGUGAAUGGAUGGAAACUGGACUGGAAGUUGGGAGUGGUUUCGCUCUUCAGCUACAUCCUCUUUGCCACUCUGGCCAUCCUGUACGAGCUGGGGAUCAUUGGGAAUAAUCCCAUAAGACUGUGCAGUGACUGAGGUCCGGCCUUCUCAGGACUCAAGCCAUAUUUUCUGAGACUCCAUUCAUCCAUAAACACAACAGAAAUGUUAAGCUUCUAAAGCUUCAAAAGUCAAAACAAGGAGGCGUGGCUCCGCUCACACACUUACAGACACUGAGCCGUGGCAGACGUGCUGGUCACAUCUCAGGAAGAGGAUGAUCUCUGUAAGCAGAUGCUUUCACCACAGGUGGAAAUGUACCAAAGAUCAUUUUCUUGUGGGCUCUUGCUCAGAACCAGAGCAGGAAGUUAUCAUACGAUGAAAACCUGUCAUCAAGUGCUGAGAUGUCUUCUGUCUUACUCAAGGCCCAUAAAUGAGAAAUGUGCCGUUUCAAGAAGUGACUGCCGGGUUCAAAGAGAUUCAAAACUGUGAAGUCAUUGUUAGCAAAUAAAAAGGUGUCAACAAGACUAA